Gasterosteus aculeatus aculeatus (three-spined stickleback) is the source of this 1991-nucleotide messenger RNA. RefSeq lists its product as uncharacterized. The record is from RefSeq and is a predicted model, not a curated record. NCBI's taxonomy places the organism in Eukaryota, Metazoa, Chordata, Actinopteri, Perciformes, Gasterosteidae. Gene Ontology annotation, molecular function: arylformamidase activity.
GAGGAUUUCGCUCUCGCUUGGCCACACUGCUCUUUGUUGGUGUGAGGCCGACGCCGGCUUCUGGAGGACAGGUCAGACAGACAGACGAACCCAAAACAUGUCAGGGUUGCGGUGUCAUAUGUCGCUGCCCGUGUCGGUGGGGGUCUUGUUGGUGGGCCUCCCUUACUCCAUCUCUCUAGCUGCCCAGUGGCUUUACGGCUGGCCCAGCAAGCCGGGAUACAAGAAGUACAUAGAAGCUCUGAAACCACGACGAAUAUACUGUUUGACCAGAGCUGUGCUGGAGACUCUCAAAUACCUGCAAUAUGGGCGACUUUACUUUCAGUGGAAGUCAUGGUACAAGAAUGAGGAAAACCGCAAGCACUAUGAGAAGGGCAUCACAUUUGGCCGCAGAAACAACAAGCUGGACUUGUACCACCCUCCAAACGUGGACGGGUCAAAGGUGUGCCGGCGCCGCUGGUGGUGUUUCAUCUACGGGGGAGCGUGGGGCUCCGGAGAUCGAUCCAUUUACUGUUUGAUGGCGAGGCAGAUGGCGAAAGAACUGAGUGCAACUGUCAUUUGUCCUGAUUACUUUGUCUAUCCGAAGGCGAACGUUUUAGGCAUGAUCCAAGAUAUUGUGGACUGCCUCAUUUGGGCCCGAGAGAGUGGACAGAAGUUCAACUUUGAUAAAGACAACAUAGUAUUAAUCGGCCAUUCGGCAGGUGCUCAUUUGUGCACAUUGGCCGCGCUGUUUCUCAUUGACGGACGAGAGGAGCUUUUCAUAGAGGCAAGCAAGCAGGCGGACGUCACAGAGGCCAUAAGAGGAGUCAUUGGUCUGAGUGGCGUGUACAACAUCGUGGACCAUUACGAGCACGAGCAGAAGCGGGGAGUCGAGUACGUCUCCACCAUGCACAAAGCCAUGAAUGGAGUGGAGAACUUCCCGUACUACUCGCCGACACACUUACUGAAGAGGCUGAGCCGGGACAAGCUGGACAGAAUCCCUCCGUUUGCUCUGCUCCACGGGACCGACGACAUCAUCGUCCCCUUCGAUUCCUCCGCAAAGUUCUGCGACCUCCUCACCUCGCUGUCCGUGAAGGUGUCGCUCUACCUGCUCCCCCGCGUCGACCACACCGAGAUCGUCACCGACCUCAUGGUGCCCGACCGCCGCUUCUACCACCCCAUCUACAGCUGCAUCAAGCAGGAGCACAGGAAGCUGCUGGGGGCCUGGUGACGACCCGUCAGGAGAACACCCACCACUCGUCCAUCCAUCACUCGUAUUUACUGAUUGUGCCAUAUACUUGCUUUGUUUACGUCCCAUGCUCUAAUACCUCAACAUGAAUCGUGUUUAGCAUGGAUUUUUACUUGAUUGUGAUUCCGUGAUCAUGAUGUUUUUGAACAGAUUUUAAUUUGGUAAAUCUAAGGGUUACAUGUCAGUGAUUUUUCAUCUACAUUCUUUAAAAAUAAUAUUCCUUGUGGAAUGCAGUGUAGAUAACAUCAUUCUAAUGUUGUGUUGGAGAGAUGUUAGCUAGCUCACAGUAAAGGGAAAUCAAUCCAUAAGUGUUAUAAAAAGGACAGUGAAGCAGACUGAUACAUGCCGUGCAGUGAUACUGAUAAAGGAGCACAGUUACGACAGUACUGACUGCAACAUUUUGUCUAAUUGACUUUGGUGUUUUUAUUCAAUUAAAUUGUAAUAUAUUUUCCUGAAAAAAUAUUUAUUCAUCGUAGACACAUUAAACUCAUUCGAAUUAAACUAAUAUGACUACAAAUUGCUUGCACAAUGGAAUAUUGUACUUAAAUGUUUUGCCCAGCAAAAGCACUUAAAGAUUGUUAAUUGUACAAUUUUACAUUGUUUUUAACAUGUGCUUGUACUUUUGUUUCGGAAAGUUUUGUAUCAGAAGCGUGUCCCAUACAUACCAUACAUUUAAAAUGUCAUCAGGUAAUGGUUGUUGAAAACAUAAAUAUACUUUGUUGCAAUGUAUAAAACUCCAUUAAACCAUAUAAUGUAAGAGAACAUG